AUGGAUUAUGAGUAAGUGACGAAUGAUAAAAAGUUGCGAGAAUAACUAGAAGGAGGUGAAACAAUAGUACUUACAAUGAAGGUUAUAAAAUUUACAGGGUAGAACAAAAAAUUACCUAGAGUUAUUGUAAAAGAAAGCAUAUAUUAUAGGUAAUCACAAACAAGAAUGUAUAUAAUAUUUCACCUGCAGAAGGAAGUGCCGUUAAAAGCUUUUUUUAAAGUUUAGUAAAUAAGUAAGAGAAUUGAAUUAUUUUUGCAGAUCAAGAAUAAAGAGAAAAAUACCAUUAUCUGCAAUUACUUCGAUCACAAUUUCGAAAAUUGUAAAGGAAUUCAUACUACAUAUACCUACAGAAUAUGAUUAGCGAUAUCAAGUAGAUGAUUAGUAUGAAACUGUAAAUAUUGGUUAGAUUGUCAUUGAUUAUACAAACCUUAUGUGAAGUAUAUGUAAAGCAUAAUCUAAAAAAAAUACGAUGCCAUUUUAUUGAAGAAAUGAAUUUAAGUCCAUAUACAACAACAAAUUAUGAUAUUAAGAAAAACAUUCGUAGAUAGCUCCCAAAAUAAGGAACAGAAAUGACAGUGGAUGAUGUGAAAAUUGCUAUGUAAGCUUCAAGAGGGAAUGUUUAAACAAUCUAUUAGAAAUCAAAUACUUAGGAGAUUAGUAUAGAAGAUUUUACAUUAAUUAAGAUGUUGGGUAGAGGAGCAUUUGGAAAAGUAAUGUUAUGUGAGAAGAAAGAUACAAAAGAAAUAUUUGCUAUAAAGAGUUUACGUAAGGAAGAUAUCAUCUCAAGAGAUCAUAUUGAAUAUCUAAAAACAGAGAGAAAAAUUUUAGAAUAAACUUAACAUCCAUUUCUUGUGUCUUUGGAAUAUGCUUUUAUUACUUAGGAGUGUGUUUACUUUGUUAUGAAAUUUAUGAUGUAUGAAUAAUUAAUUAUAUAUAUUUUAGAGGAGGUGAAUUGUAUACUCAUUUAUAAAAAGUGAAUAAAUUUAAUGAAGAUUUUGCUUUGUUUUAUUCAUCCUAAGUACUUUUAGCUUUGGAGUAUUUGCAUAAAUAAGGGAUUAUAUAUAGAGAUUUGAAACCAGAAAAUAUUUUGAUGGAUGAAAAAGGUUAUGUGGCUUUAACAGAUUAUGGAUUAGCUAAGUUUUUAUCAAAAGGACAGGUAGCUUAAUCAAUAGUUGGAACUCCAGAAUAUUUGGCCCCUGAGGUAAUUACUCAAUAAGGACAUGCCUUCACUGCUGAUUGGUGGUGUUUAGGCAUACUUAUGUAUAUAAAUUGAUAUAUUUAAGAUUUGAAAUGUUGUGUGGAAGAACUCCAUUCUUUUCAGAAAAUAGAAAUCAAAUGUUUAGAAAUAUUGUAGAAUCUGAAUUGAAAUUUCCAUCUACAAUUAAUUUAUCUUUUGAUUGCAAGAAUCUAUUAACAGCAUUACUAAAAAAGAAACCUCAUGAAAGAUUAGGAAACAAAGGUGAUGCUGAAGAAAUCAAGAAACAUCCUUGGUUUAAAAAGAUGGAUUUCUAAAGAUUAAUCUAAAAAGAAGUAUUAUUUAUAUACUAAUUUUAGAUUUAAGCUCCAAUAAUACCAGAUUUAUAAUCAGCUACUGAUUUAUCUAAUUUCAACCCAUAAAUUCUAGAUGAAAGUAAUCUCUUAAUUAUUAACCAUUAGAAAUUGAGGAAAAUUAAAAUCAAACCUCAAAUACACAAGCACUUAAAAAGUUUGAUUAAGAAUUUUAUGGACUCAAUUAUAAAAAAGAGUGA
Messenger RNA from Paramecium pentaurelia, 1748 nucleotides. NCBI's taxonomy places the organism in Eukaryota, Ciliophora, Oligohymenophorea, Peniculida, Parameciidae. The record is from the annotation of a GenBank genome assembly.